GAAUGACAUUGGUCAACAUUCGAUCCGAUCCCUUGCAGUGAACCUCGAUUUAUCCCUUAGCGCAAGGCUUAAGGACCCAUAUAUUUCUUGACCGACAAACCGGUCAUUUCCACUCGUUUCUAUUCACGAACCCCUCACAAAUCCUAAACAUACUCGAUCUGCAGUUAUUCUCUCAUAUCCACACCAUUUUAUGCUCGUCGUCGCUUCACUUCAACGUACACUUUGAAUCUCCAUCAAAGGUUCUCCAUAAACACCUUUGAAAUGCCCAAAAUGCAAUGGACCUAUUUCCUUACCAUCCCUAUCAUCACUUUCGCUGCAUGGCAAUACAGUGUCACAGUCGUUAACUCCAAAUUUCCCAAGCUUCGUAACAAGAAGAUAUGUCUGUUGAUCGCGCAUCCUGAUGACGAAGCUAUGUUUUUUGCGCCAGCGAUGCAAGCUCUUACGGAUCCGGAGCUUGGAAACCAUGUUAAAAUUCUCUGUUUGAGCAGUGGUGAUGCAGAUGGAUUAGGGGAAACUCGGAAGAAGGAACUUGUUAAGAGUGGGAUGCAGUUGGGUUUGCGACAAGAGAAUGAUGUUUUCGUUUUUACGAGUCCAGAUUUCCCGGAUAGCAUGACGAAGAUAUGGGACAAAGAAAAGAUCGCAAACCUUUUGGCGUCUGCAUUUUGCCCUCCCCAUACAAGAAAAACAGAUCUUACAACUGCUCCAACUGCAACCAUCGAUGUUAUUGUAACUUUUGAUGCGCAGGGAAUUUCUUCGCAUCCAAAUCAUAUUUCCUUGUACCAUGGCUCUCGGACUUUAAUCGCAUCUAUGAUGCGGGAUCGUCCAGGAUGGCAAUGUCCUAUUGAUCUUUACACACUUACCAGUGUCUCAAUCUUCCGAAAGUACACAUCUAUAUUCGAUACCUUGAAUACUAUGGCAGCCGCAGCAUUUUCGAAGCGAGAGAUAGGCGAUCACCCAAGUCCUUUGUUAAUGAUGAGUGGAGUGGGACAACUUAGAACUGCGCAAAAGGCCAUGACAACAGCACACAAGAGUCAGAUGAGGUGGUUCAGAUGGGGUUGGAUUGGAAUGUCAAGAUAUAUGGUCAUUAAUGAUUUAAAAUUGGAAAAGGUCGUUGUGUAGAAGCGCAUGUGGAAGGCUCAAGUUGACGGUUUGAGAAAGAGAAGAGGACUCCAUUGUGCAGUGCACAUUGCGAAUGGCCUUGGAUAAAAACAUAUCUCGCGCAUAAGAGAGUAUGAAUGGAUGAGAGAUGAGAAAUGCGUACACGAAGUCAGCAUGCUUCUUUUUGGUCUCGUUUUGUAUUGUUUGUUAUUUUUUUGUUCUCUUCCGCAAGAUGGCUACAGACCUGGCUGGAAAGUAAUCAGCCUUUCAUCAAACUUGCUUGUUGUAUUUAGACAGAUAUUUUUCUACUUCAUGAUACUUCAAUAUUAUGAGCCAUGAUUCAUUUGAUUUCAAAUUUCCUUGUUCAUUGCUUCUCGUCUUAAAACUGGUAUCUAAACAUACAGAUUUGAUCAUGUCUUCUUUAUCUGUGACAAAAUUAGAAGAUUUUAACAUCAACAGCGCCUGGAUCAAUUUCUGAUAAUGCGCGUUUUACAGUCUAGUCCUACAUGCCUCAACUAUCAUCACUAGUACUAUUAAUCUGGUUAUAAAAUCAGCCCAGAACAGGAUCAAUUAAAAGAAAGAUAAGAAAGCAAUUUUCGCAUCAAAUCAACGCAAUAUGCUUUCGGAGCAAAGUGGAAAAAUAGUAAGAAUUGACUACUUCCUCCUACUUUAUCAAAGGGUUCA
Botrytis cinerea B05.10 is the source of this 1782-nucleotide messenger RNA. It is a transcript of the gene Bcgpi12, whose product is annotated as Bcgpi12. Gene Ontology annotation, cellular component: endoplasmic reticulum. The record is from RefSeq and is a predicted model, not a curated record. The transcript is spliced from 3 exons. Gene Ontology annotation, biological process: GPI anchor biosynthetic process. The coding region runs from base 271 to 1119 and encodes 282 amino acids. Gene Ontology annotation, molecular function: N-acetylglucosaminylphosphatidylinositol deacetylase activity. NCBI's taxonomy places the organism in Eukaryota, Fungi, Ascomycota, Leotiomycetes, Helotiales, Sclerotiniaceae.